Messenger RNA from Prorocentrum cordatum, 1693 nucleotides. The record is from the annotation of a GenBank genome assembly. Lineage: Eukaryota; Dinophyceae; Prorocentrales; Prorocentraceae.
AUGGCCUUGGAGGAGACGAAGGCCGCCGUCCACAUCCAGGACUACAUCCUCAGCAAGAGGCAGCAGGUCAUCGCCGACGCAGUGCUGGAGCUUCCCUUCACCAUAUCUCGCGACCACGAGUCCUUCGGCCUCCCGCCAGAGGAUCCAGACAUGCGGAAGCUUUGGACGAGAAACCUCCAACAGAGGUUUGGCCGAGUUGCAGAUCAGAUCAGUGGCGCCCAGUCUGCCAAGGUUGACGCCAGCAAGUUGCUCACAGAGGCCUCGGUCAUCAAAUGCAUGCUCGCGAUGGCCACUGAUCCACGAAUACGGCUACAACAAUACCGGUCGCAUAUAGAGGUGCUGGCAAAGGAGCAGAAAGAUAUCCAUGAGAAGAAGAAAGCCCUGCAGACAAAGGCGGACGCCAACACCCAGCGCAUCUCCGACCUGCGCCGCCUCAUCACAGACGUCAAGAUGGAGAUCGCAGCCGAAGCCGACACCGAUUGCGAGGCCGACUCCGAGACGCAGCAGGAAGCGCAGAGGAUCGAGAACCACGAGCGCGCGUUGCGACACGACCUCGAGCGUCAGACGCUCACCUACGAGCAGCAGCGCCAGGAGGCUUACCACAUGCUGGACGCCAUUCGAGCGGAGACGGCCUCCCUGGCGCGCACUGCACCAACCUCUGAGGUCGCAGCCCGCGAGCAUGAGAUGAGCGAACAACUUCAUCGCGAGUGCGAACGACUGCAGCGUGAGGGCCAGAGGAUCGAGCAGGUGAACCAGAUGCAAAGGAAGAACGACAUAGCUGAGCAGAUCGCGGAAGCCCAAGCAGACCUCAAGCGAGAGGAGAUCCAACAGGAGCACGUGAUCCAGCAGCAGACCCCCAUCGCAGCCAACAAGCUCCUCGAGGAACAUUACACAGUCCAGAGGGAGCGAGAGGUGGUCUAUCAGCAGGCGGAGCUCCAGCUCGAGGCGCAGCGCCACAUCCAGAACAAGUGUGACCAGCUCGAAGCCAAAGAAGCGGAGCACCAACGGGCUACCCAGCAGCACCAGCUCUUCUUCAACGAGGCUCAGGCUCUCCAGCAGCAGAUGCACCACAGGACCAAGUACGACCAGCAUCAACGUGAGCAGUUCCUGGAGAGAUACGGCCGAUACGAGGCAGAGAUGCACCAGCAGCAGCAGCUCGCCAACUCCGAGCUACAAGCCGCGCAGGCACAAAGACAAUCACAGGAAGAGCAUCAUCGUGAACAGCUGGCCCGACAACAGGAAGAGCAUCGAGUGCACCAAUCACUUCUCGAGAAGACUCUGCGGGAGCAGCUCGACAGCAUCGCACCCAGGAACGAUGCCGACAUGCUCGACGGCGUCGCCAGUGCGCUCGCCACGGAAAACGAGAAGCAGAAGAUGCAAGCCCAAGCCGACGACGAGGAGGCUUACCAGCGGGACAGCAUGCGCUCCGCCCUCCACGCCAUCGCUCCGUCGCACGAGUUCGACUACGACGUGACCCGUGAAUCGUACUACGCCGAGCUAAUCCAGAUGGAGACCCCGAACGCUGCAGUGCAUCGCGGCGCUCCCUCAUCUUCAGGAUCUCCGAAUGGCUUAACGCCGCCCUUCUACUGCAGCCUCUGCAAGUCGUGCGGCAACUACGCCAGCGCCAAGACGGAGAUCAUCAGGUGCAGGCGCUGUGGGAGCGAGAACAUCGAGGAUCGCUCCGUCGACCUCG